This is a messenger RNA of Saccoglossus kowalevskii, 865 nucleotides long. RefSeq names its product pregnancy zone protein-like. NCBI's taxonomy places the organism in Eukaryota, Metazoa, Hemichordata, Enteropneusta, Harrimaniidae. Gene Ontology annotation, cellular component: extracellular region. Gene Ontology annotation, molecular function: endopeptidase inhibitor activity. The record is from RefSeq and is a predicted model, not a curated record.
AUGGUAACUGAACGUUGCGGCGAUCUGAAAUUUAGAAUAUUAAGCAUUGAGGGAACAGAAUUCAAGCCAUAUAAACACAUGUUGUCUACUGUGUGGAUUGAAAAUCCUUCUGGUGUAAGGUUGAUUCAGUGGCGAAAUGUGAGCACAAAUGAAGGCUUGGUUGAACUUGAAAUGCCCCUGUCUGAAGAACCCAUCUUGGGAACUUGGAAAAUUAAAUGUGAUAUGGAGGAAACAAUUAUCAUUCAACAUUUUGAUGUUGAUGAAUAUGUUCUGCCUAAAUUUGAAGUAGACAUUAGGCCACCACCAUUUGUUGUAAUUAAUGACGAGACUAUUGAUAUUAAAAUAUGUGGCAGAUAUACUUAUGGUCAGCCUGUACAUGGUAGUGUACAUGCCAAAGUCUGUAUCUCACCGUCAUACUCGUAUUAUAGACUUGAUAGACCAUGUGCUGAAACUGAGAAAAAAGAUACUGGUCCUGAUGGCUGUGCUGAUUUCUCCAUUAGGGCUGAUUCUGUUGAGUUAAAGUCUUCAUACUACUCAAUUUGGGGCAAAAAGUUGAAUGUGACAGCGUCAUUUACUGAAGAAAACACUGAUAUUACACUGAAUGCUACUCAUGACACCAUUUCUAUUCAUCAAUCCAUUCGCGCUGAUAAUCAAAGCUCCAAAAAGUUUUAAACCAGGUGUUCCAUUCUAUGGAAAAGUGAAAGUUGAAUAUCCAGAUGGUUCACCAGCAGAUGGAAAACUGGUCAAUCUGAAAAUUGAUACAAAUAAUGGGUAUAUUGUGGAUAAGAAUUUCACCUCCAUUCAAGGUGUUAUCAGAUUCAGCAUUCCAGAUUUAGCAAUUGACACUUCAAGGAUGAACAUUGAG